AUGGCCGACAAAGCCGAUCAGCCCCCGGCCUACGGACCCCCUCCGCAAGCACCUCAAGCUUCAUACCAGCAAGGACCCUACGGUGCUCCCCAGCAGCCGUACUACCAGCAACAGCCGGGCAUGAACUACGGCCAGCCGCCGCCCCAGGGUGGCUAUCCAGCCGGCCCGUACCCCCCGCAGCAGCAGCAGCAGGGAUACUACCAACAGCCAGGCUACGCGCCUCAGGGCCAAUACCAAAACCAGAACCAGCAGAGCGGCUCACGCGACGGCUGCCUAGGCAUGCUACUUGGUGCGCUUGCCUGUUGUUGCUGUCUGGAUUGUCUGUUUUAA
Messenger RNA from Daldinia childiae, 330 nucleotides. RefSeq lists its product as uncharacterized. The coding region runs from base 1 to 330 and encodes 109 amino acids. The record is from RefSeq and is a predicted model, not a curated record. Lineage: Eukaryota; Fungi; Ascomycota; Sordariomycetes; Xylariales; Hypoxylaceae. The transcript has a single exon.